Saccoglossus kowalevskii is the source of this 2211-nucleotide messenger RNA. RefSeq names its product alkaline phosphatase-like. NCBI's taxonomy places the organism in Eukaryota, Metazoa, Hemichordata, Enteropneusta, Harrimaniidae. The record is from RefSeq and is a predicted model, not a curated record. Gene Ontology annotation, molecular function: alkaline phosphatase activity. Gene Ontology annotation, biological process: dephosphorylation.
ACCACGCGUCGUACUCGCGGUGACACUAAUAAACAGCUGUAUAUUAUGCUGUAAACAAGGUGGAGAUCGAUUACUGUAUUUGGGGUCGUGAAAUCGAUUAGACGACACGAGACGGGCGUUAAAAUCGUCACACUCUGGUAGAGUUACGCUACGCAGAUGACGACACAGCGAAAGAUUCUGUUACUGGUUUUGAGUUGUUGUGGUAUUUUCGCACAACCACCCGAAGAAUGGAAUAAGCAAGCUGAACAAACUCUUCGAAACGCUUUGAAAUUAGAAACACUGAAUAGAAAUGUAGCCAAAAACGUGGUUAUAAUUCUGGGCGAUGGUAUGGGUUUCCCGACCAUAACUUCGGCUCGGAUUUUGAAAGGACAGCUCGACGGGAAGACAGGCGAGGAAACAGUGCUGCACAUGGACUCACUGCCGUACGUUGCCCUUGCCAAGACAUACAACACAGAUCAGCAAGUAGCGGACUCUGCGGGAACAGCAACGGCAAUUCUAUGCGGUGUGAAAACAAAAGCGGGUGUCGUUGGUGUACAUGAUGGCGCUGUUCGAAAAGAUUGCAAGUCGGGACUGCGCUCUCCUGUGGUUUCUGUGCUUCAAUUAGCGCAUGAAGCUGGCAAAUCUACUGGCAUCGUGACAACCACACGGGUCACACACGCCACACCGGCUUGUGCAUAUGCGCACUCAGCCGAACGAGAAUGGGAGAGCAACAACCAAAUUCCAGUGGAGCAGCGGCUACACGGCUGCACCGAUAUUGCGCUACAACUUCUGGAUAAGGACAUUCAGGUGGUGCUUGGUGGUGGCAGGAAGCAUUUCCUUCGUAUAGACGAGCGAGAUCCCGAGGAUAUGAAUUCGUUCGGCGCCCGUACCGAUGAACGCAAUUUGAUUGAUGAGUGGAUAGCCAAGCGGUCGCAAGAUGGUAACGCUUCCUACGUUUGGAACCAAAAACAGUUUGACGCGGUGGAUCCGUCUAAGAGCGACUAUUUGCUUGGUUUAUUUGAAAACGGUCACAUGCAGUACCAUGGCAACAGAGACAAGGACAUCGCCGGGGAACCGACACUAGCUGAGAUGGUAGACAAGGCCGUCAGGAUUUUACAGAAAAAUGACAAGGGAUUCCUACUUUUAAUUGAAGGUGGACGAAUUGAUCACAGUCAUCACGACGGCAUUGCAUACCAUGCCCUGGUUGACACCAUUGCGAUGGAUGACGCCGUUAAGACUGUUUUAGAUAUGACAAGUUCAACGGACACCUUAACUAUUGUGACAGCCGACCACAGUCAUGUUAAUGCGAUAGUAGGAUAUCCUUCGAGAGGAAAUCCUAUACUUGGGGUCAAUGACAAGAGAGUUGGACUUGAUGGUUUACCGUAUACAACGUUAAUGUACGUUGACGGACCCGGUGGAACUGAAGUGCAGACAAGCUUUAUGGAAAAUGGUACACGGCCAAAUAUAACCAAUGUAGAUACAGAGUCAAGUUCAUACGUUCAGCAGGCUGUUAUACCGCUGAAGGACGAAAGCCAUGGAGGCGAGGACAUACCAAUAUACGCCGAUGGUCCAAUGGCCCAUCUGUUCCACGGAACACACGAGCAACAUUACAUCGCCCAUGUUAUAAAGUACGCUGCCUGUUUGGGAAACUCGACUGAACACUGCGACGACAGAAACGCCAUUGGCGGCGCUUCAACAAUCUAUAACAACUACAUCGUUAUAUGGCACGUUAUUAUUCUAACCGCAGCUUUAAAUAACUUUACUACGUAAUUUUUUUAAUAUAUGCAUUAAUUAAUAUGGUCGAUUCUUCAAACAGACUGGUUCUACAGUCGAUUCUUCAAACAGACUGAUUCUACAGUUUAAAUCAAUUCCAUGUGCAGUGGUGGUUGUAAAGAUUCGGUACUGGAAGAAAACAUCGUCUAACGUCUUUCCAUAAACUGUAUGCUGUUGAUAGCAUGGGCGGAAAUAUGCAAUGAUUGUGGGUUCGAUGAAAGCUAUCCCAAUGACAGAGAACUUACACAUGCGUUGGAUUUUGCAUCUAUAAUUGGACACUGAAUACUUUUUUGUGGAGAACAAAUAAAAUAAGCCGUCUAAAUAUUUUAAUUUAUAAUUACAUGCAUAUCUGUCAACUUUAAAUGUUACAUUUUGGUCAUAAAUUUCAUUUUUGAGUAAAGAUCUACAGUAGAGUUUUCAAUUUGAGCAAUGACCAUCUACGUCAUUUUGACAUCACAA